This is a messenger RNA of Bactrocera neohumeralis, 1498 nucleotides long. RefSeq lists its product as uncharacterized. NCBI's taxonomy places the organism in Eukaryota, Metazoa, Arthropoda, Insecta, Diptera, Tephritidae. Bases 184 to 561 code for a protein of 125 amino acids. The transcript is spliced from 4 exons. The record is from RefSeq and is a predicted model, not a curated record.
GACCACUGCAUCAGUCAGUCGUCGUCGCGCUGUCAACACAACUGGCACUUCGAAGGAACAGUGGUGUAUGUGGUCUUUAGGCGUCCGUUUAACUAAUAAAUCGUGUCUUCCGUGGAUCCACCAAAAGUUGUUAAUUUGCUAUUGAAAAAUACAUCGCUUCUUUAUUGCCUCACCUAUUUAGGUAUGUCUUCCGAUCCGAUGGAUGAUAAGCGAGCGAUUGGGAAAAUGAGUAAACAGCGAAAACCUUCAUUUGAUUACGCAGCGACCAAACGUUGGAGUAAAACGCCUCGCCAGCUGCCACUCGCCAGCGCGAGGACGACUGAUAUUAUCGUGUUAUUCGUGAUAGCCUUUCUGGCCGUCAUGGCUACAACCAGUACAGAUGCUUCCAACUACUUUGACACUCAAUUCACGAACAAUGCUGGCAGCAUUGCCGAUUGCAUAGCGCAUGGUAAUCCACCGCCGAAUGUCGAAUGGCUGGACAAGGACAAUAAUCCCAUCACCUCGAUAUCAAAGGUCCGUCAGAUGCUUGCCAACGGUUCACUCUAUUGCAUUGUAUUCUAAGAAAAUGAUUAUCGAAACCGUUUAGUUUUCUUAGAUAAUUGGACUAAUCAUUAUAAGAAGAACGAGUUCUUGAACGUGGAUCACAAAAACCGUCUCAUGUUGGCAUUAAUUUGAGUCAGUUGCAUAUUUAUUGAAAUAGCUAAUAUCGAUUCCACUAAAGGUACGAUUGCCAAAAUGCCACAUCCGCUUCAAUGAAACUUUAUGGGCCUCAUAUGCUGAACAUAGGGUUGGUGUGAAGCUCUCAAAAGACGAACACUCAGUAACUUCCUCUUGAGCUUUGAUCUUUCCGCUAAGAACCUCACUACGCUCUUUUUCCAUACACUCCACUUAGUCCGCAUAUCCCUCUUAGAGGUAUGUUCGCAAAGAAGAAAUCACCAGAAGAAGGUUCCGCGUCUAUUGGAGAUUCCAAGCGAAGCCAGGUCCUUCAAACAGAGUGGAUGUCUUCUUCUCCUUCUACUUCCCCCGGCGGGCGCACAAUCAUUAUAACUUGUAACUAACCACGAGGAAUAAAGUUUUUGACAGUACUAUUCUUACCCAUAACCGUUAGGUUAUGAGUAGAGAAAUCUUAUUCAAAACCCACUGUGUACAUACAAGUCGAACAAAACUUGAAGGGGACCGACUAUAUAAUUAUGUAUAUAUGUAAAAAACUGAACUACUGAAUUUAGAACAAGUUUAGUAGGGAUACAAUCUCUCUCUAUACCGACCGGUUCAUAUUGGACUGCUAAUUAGGAACGGAGUCUUCAUAAUUAUUUUCGUCUACCAAACUCAGCCAGCAUCUUUCAAGCGGAAGUACCAUUUAUACAUAGAAAAGACCUGUGAAAUUCUAUCAAAUAUCUACGGGAGGAAACAGAAAGCUACCAUAUUCACAGAUAGCAAGGGGCCAUUACUAGCCUUGUCGUCGGAAAAGAUUUAUUCCAAAGUAGGAAACAAAUUUGUA